Pseudovirgaria hyperparasitica is the source of this 636-nucleotide messenger RNA. RefSeq names its product ras-related protein rab-like protein-11B. Gene Ontology annotation, cellular component: recycling endosome. Bases 1 to 636 code for a protein of 211 amino acids. The transcript has 5 exons. NCBI's taxonomy places the organism in Eukaryota, Fungi, Ascomycota, Dothideomycetes, Acrospermales, Acrospermaceae. Gene Ontology annotation, molecular function: GTPase activity; GTP binding. Gene Ontology annotation, biological process: exocytosis. The record is from RefSeq and is a predicted model, not a curated record.
AUGGCGAACGACGAGUAUGAUUUCCUCUUCAAAGUUGUUCUUAUUGGAGAUUCUGGAGUCGGUAAAUCCAACCUCUUGAGUCGUUUCACUCGCAACGAGUUCAAUCUCGACUCUAAGUCUACAAUCGGCGUCGAAUUUGCGACUCGGUCCAUUCAGGUCGAUGCCAAAACCAUUAAGGCGCAAAUCUGGGACACUGCUGGGCAAGAGCGAUACCGCGCCAUCACCUCCGCAUACUACAGAGGCGCUGUCGGUGCCCUUCUAGUCUAUGAUAUCAGCAAGCAACAGACAUAUGACAACGUCACUAGGUGGUUGAAAGAGCUGAGAGAUCACGCUGAUUCCAAUAUCGUUAUCAUGUUGGUUGGAAACAAGAGCGACUUGAGGCACCUGCGGGCAGUUCCCACUGACACUGCGAAGCAAUUUGCGAGUGAAAACAACCUUUCUUUCAUCGAGACGUCUGCCCUAGACGCCAGCAACGUAGAGCUUGCCUUCCAGAACAUCCUUACUGAGAUUUACCGUAUCGUCUCCAGCAAGGCACUAGACCAGGGUGAAUCUUCACAAGGUCCCAUUGGCGAGCGCAAGGUCCUCGAGAUCAGCAAAUCGGCUGAUACCGAAGCCAAGGGCGGCAAGUGCUGUUAA